UGGUAUGGAGUGGAGAUGCAGUUAGUGUGAUCUGUUUGUGCCUCAGAAAUGUCUAACGCAGAAGUCGGUGCUUCCCGGCUUUUGUCGUUUAAUCAGAUGUAUAGUUAUGAAAAGCGACUACAGACGUUUUCUGAGUGGCCUUUUCGAGAAGAUUGCCAGUGCACACCAGAGUUGAUGGCCAAGGCAGGUUUUGUGCACUGUCCUAGUGAGAAUGAGCCAGACGUAGCUUGCUGUUUCUACUGUCUCAGAGAGCUGGAGGGCUGGGAGCCAGAAGACAACCCUUGGUCCGAACAUGCCAAGCGUUCCCCCAAUUGUGCCUUUCUUCAUAUGAAAAAGACAUUUGACGAACUCACAGCCAUUGAGUAUUUUCAGCUGGAACAGGAGCGGCUUCGCAUCUACAUUAGGAAGAUGGGUCACAGGAAGAUAGCCUUCUUUCGUGAUGAGGUGGAGGCCACUAGCAAAAAUCGGAGAGCUCUAAUCUGAUAUUUAGUGAUGUUAAAUAAUUUAAUGCUUUGGACUCUUUUGAAGCUGUUUGUUUGGACCACGUGUUGGCAAUGUGUGAAUUGGGAAGCAUUCCUGUACCACCUUUGACUCCACCUACAGUAUCUGUAAAUGAUGACCACAGGUUUUAGUGGUUUAAUAAAACAUAAGUAUUCAACACUAUUCUAGCUAUGUAGCUCAACUUGCCACUUUUUCUCUUUUGUGAGACCUUCUUCCAUCCAAACUUGACCCUGGGCAGAUGGCCCUAAGACCCUCCCUCUAAAUACCAACUGUUGCCCCAUAA
This is a messenger RNA of Sinocyclocheilus rhinocerous, 784 nucleotides long. RefSeq names its product baculoviral IAP repeat-containing protein 5.1-like. The coding region runs from base 49 to 483 and encodes 144 amino acids. The record is from RefSeq and is a predicted model, not a curated record. NCBI's taxonomy places the organism in Eukaryota, Metazoa, Chordata, Actinopteri, Cypriniformes, Cyprinidae. The transcript is spliced from 5 exons.